UAUCAGAAAACGUCUCCCUUCAGUUCUCUGUCGCACAGCAGAAUCAGUAAGCGCUGCUCCCAGUGUGAAGAGAAAGUAGAUUAUUUAGCCAUAAGAACAGAGAAAAGAUCUCACCAGACAAGGAAAGAAAUCUGGAACCAAGGUAUAGUUUUGCGAGCUCAUCCUUUCACAUAAAUAUCAAGGUAAAACAAGAUGCCAGCCAACGAGAGUGCUUGGUGGAUAAAGCUUCAUUCUUGUAAGAAAAAGAAACUAUUUCUGUCUUUGGCAAUGAUCUUGGCCAUUCUAUGCAAAGGAAUCAGAAGUCAAGAAGCAAGGGAUUAUAGUAUCACUGUGCCUUCUUCUGUCUCCGUGCAACGUGGUCUCGCUGUUCAUAUUCCGUGCCAGUUCACUUAUAAUUCGGAACACAUGUCGUGGCAAGAGAGUAUAACUGCUUACUGGAUUAAAUCUCAGCCACAAGUAUCCCCCUGUUCUCCAUCGCUUUCUCAUACCUGCAGGCCUGUGGCUACCAAUGACAAAAGCAAGACAGUCAAACAUUCGGCCAAGGAUCGCUUCUAUUUAUUAGGAGAUUCAAUUAAAGGAAAUUGCUCACUUGUCAUCACGGAGGCUCAAAUAGAAGAUGAAGGGCAAUACUACUUGAGAAUUGAGGGAAAACAUAGAUUAAAAUUUUCUUUUGUCCCAGAAAUGGGACAUACUUCACCUUAUGUUUAUGUGAUAGAACCACCCCAGAAAAUCAAUAUCACAGUAAACACGAUGGACUCAGGACACUAUGGCUCAUCAGAAUGGCAAAGGAGAGAGGGAUUGGACCAUGUGAUGGCCCAGGAAGGAAGCACUGUCAACCUAGCCUGUACUGCUGAUGGUAGACCAACUCCCAGCCUAUCCUGGAUGAAGGGGAACGAGAAAAUUGGUCAAGCCAAGGAUUACCUUCAACUGAGUGAAAUUGGACCAGAGGAUGCUGGAAAAUAUCAGUGCCUGGCAAAUAAUGAGUACGGAUCAGUCAAGACGAUGGUUGAAGUGAUUGUCCAAUAUCGUCCAAGGAUGCUGAUCUUCAAGACCUCCCAAACUCACAGGAGAGGCUCCAUACUCACCCAAGGUUGCUCCGGGGAACUGGCCAAUGGCUCUGAGUUGACAGCCCAAGAAGGUGACUCGCUGGAGCUAUUCUGCAAAGCAGAUAGCAAUCCUCCAGCCACAGCUAGUUGGAUGAAAGGCGACAGCCACUUGCAGAACCCUCCAGAAAACCAGUUGAGACUGACCAAUCUGACAGUUGAAGAUGAGGGUGUGUAUAUGUGCAAAGUCACAAACUCGAUUGGCUUUGUUAACGGGACGUUCCGGCUCUACGUGACAUAUGCCCCCAAAGUCAGCAGAAGCCCCCAGAAAAAUACAACAUGUUAUUAUCACGACAGCGGUUUCCUGUGUAGCUGUACCCUGCAUGCUAAACCAUCUCCCCAGAUUGAAUGGGAAGUGGAUGGGGAGAGGAUAACCAGGAGAAGAGGAAACUGGAUAGUCCAAGCUUCAGUCCAGACGAAUGAGGUCACCAGUACCUUAAACUGGACUGGCAGCCUGGACAGAGCUCAUAAUAUUAUCUGCAUAGGGAGCAAUUCUUAUGGAAUCCAAAUCAUGCAAUUCCAGUUGAGUGCCAAGACAGGCCCAACUUCAGAAUCGUCCACAGAAAGAUCUAAUAAGGCUUUGUUCAUUGCCGGGCUCUGUGGAAUUUUUCUGGGAACUGGAAUCUUCAUGGUGUGUUUAUUCCUGAUCAGGAUUUUUAAGCAGAAGAAAGCAUUGUCCAAAGCUGCUCAUGUUGAAGGAACCUCUUCUGAAAGAGAACCUCAUGAGAAACCCAAGAAUUCCAGCCAAAUCUACAGCAACAUUUUCCCAACGGGUCUGAGAUUAUCCCUGGUCAAUAAGCCCACUGUUCCAAGCCCAAAGAGAAUAGACCCAGAUGAACUGCAGUAUGCUGCCCUAGAGUUCAAGCCAAAAAGUAAAGGCGUUCCAGUCUUAAGAAAUGACAAUGUGGAAUAUUCAACAGUCCAAAUAAAACAACUGGCUAACAGGAUUCACACAAACAAAGGGUGCCCUGAGGUCCGACUCAGCAUCAUCUCCAACCUGGACUGUGUGAAUGAAGUGAUCGGCAUCCGGCAGUUGUCUCAGUCUCUGCUGCCAGCAAUUGGUGUGAUACUUGACAAAGUGGAAGGGUAUGACCUGAAAGCUCCUGAUCAUGUAUUGGUAGAGGAAGGACUCUGUGCCAUUAUUCCCUGCAAUUUCACUUAUAAUAAAGCUCAUGCCAAGGACAGUGCAAUAUUGUAUGGAUAUUGGAAGAAAGGAACACACAAUGAUAAUGCUAACGAAGUGGUCAACUCUUAUGAACAGUGGGCUAAGAAACGCUUUCAACUCAUUGGGGAUGUGAGUGCAGGAAACUGUUCUCUCCUCAUCUUGAACGCCCAAAAAUCUGAUACAGGGAAGUAUUUUUUCAGAAUGGAAAAACAGGAUAAAGCAUUUUUUAGCUUUUACAGCUACGCUAAUCCAUACCUGAACGUGACAGAAAAACAACCACCAGAAAUACAGAUAUUGGGGAAAGUGCGGGCAGGAAAUCAUACAAACAUCACCUGUGCAACCUUCGCAAGUUGUAGUCGGAUGCCUCCAAAAUUCACCUGGAGUGGCUUUCCCAAACCUAUCAACCCUCAUCUGCAGUUGAACGGGAUCCAGAUUUACAGCACAGUGCUGAAUUUCUUACCUUCAGUUGCAGACCACCAGCGGAAUCUCACCUGCAGGGUCAACUAUGCAAAUGAGAGGAAUGUUUUUCUUAGAGAGAAAACUAUCCAACUGAAUGUUGCCUUCCCACCACAGAUGGUAGUGAUCGAGGGGGAACAUUUUAACUCCAGUAACAGUCUGGGAAACUUCACAAACAUUUCUCGGCUCAUGGUACAAAAAGGGGAUCGCAUCUGGCUAUUCUGCGAGGCAAAGGGCAACCCUUCGCCCAACGUGACUUGGAUUAAGGGAACCCAAGUGUUGGAGAGUCCAUCCCGAGCCUUGAAUGACUUGAAGCUUUCCGAUCUUAAGGCAAAGGAUGCUGGGAAGUACACAUGCCGGGCAGCCAAUGCUGAAGGCUCUGCUGAAGCGUUCCUCGAACUCUCCGUGAUAGACCCAGAUACACACUUGCUUCUUAUAGCGACUGGCGCCCUCGUUAUGCUUGCUGUUAUCGUGCUAAUCGUUGGGACCAUCCUUGCUUCUAAAAGAUACUGGAGGAAGAGAAAAAUGGUGACUGACUCAGAAACGGGAAAUACCUUAGUGAAUGUCACGGAACCCAGCGCUCCGGACCUCGCUGCACAGGAAGUGAGUGGCAUGCCCUCCAAACAAAGAAGCCUCAAGGAAUCUGUUGAUAGAGAUCCCAGAGACCCUGAAGAAAUCCAUUAUGCGACUCUUACAUUCAAUAAACGAAAUCCUAAACCAGAUAUAACUGCGGAAGACAUCCAAACGGAUUAUGCUGAAAUCAGACCUUACAAUUCUCAGGGAAAAGAAGGGUGAAGGUUUAAAGGGACACACCCCUGUUCUGAUCAGCAGCCAAGUCCUUGGAAGAUGCCAGAUCUUGUUUACACUCCACCACCUUGUCUCGUCUCUGUAUCCUCUUUGGAGAUAGGAACUGCCUAUCCAGCUGUUAAGUCCGAAAAGCACCGCAGGACCAGGGAAGCAAGACUCACUUGGAAUUUCAUGAAUCAAGUUUAAGAUCAAGAACUAAAGGGCUAAGAUACAGAUGCCCGGAAACCGAAGGAGUAAAACUCCCACCCUCAUUUA
Crotalus tigris (Tiger rattlesnake) is the source of this 3786-nucleotide messenger RNA. Its product is annotated as sialic acid-binding Ig-like lectin 10. Bases 193 to 3519 code for a protein of 1108 amino acids. The transcript has 20 exons. Lineage: Eukaryota; Metazoa; Chordata; Lepidosauria; Squamata; Viperidae. The record is from RefSeq and is a predicted model, not a curated record.